This is a messenger RNA of Triticum turgidum subsp. durum (durum wheat), 768 nucleotides long. The record is from the annotation of a GenBank genome assembly. NCBI's taxonomy places the organism in Eukaryota, Viridiplantae, Streptophyta, Magnoliopsida, Poales, Poaceae.
AUGCCGAAGGGCGCCAAAAAGCGUGCGAAGCUCAAGAAGAAGCAGCAGGGGGGCCAGCCUGCCGGGUCCAACGGCGGCGCCACCACCACCACCAACAACAACAACGGAAGCAAUAACUCGAGCCACGGCGACGCCGCCAGCGAUGGAAACCACCUACCAAUCAAACUUAACAUUCCUCCCGUGGAUGCGAGCGAGGAUUCGAUGGAGAGCUCCGAGGAGAUGGUGACGCCGAGGGCGGAGGCGGCCGAGGAGGAGAAGAAGGGCGCCACGUCGGAGGUGCCGGUGGAGCGCGCCGUCGAGGUCGCUGAUGAGGGCGCCACGGGCGAGGCCGGGGAGGAGGUCAUGGUUGACGCUUUACCGCCUGAAGCUGCUGACCGGGAACCAGAGGGUAAGGUGGAUGUGAGGGCGGAGGCGCAUGCCGUGGUGCAGGAACCGGAGGUGCAGGAUAUCGUGGUGUCCGAAGCACCUGAGGUGCUGGAACCAGAGAUGAAGAGCGAGGAGGUGGUGAUCCGGGACAAGGCCAAGGUGCAUCCUGCGCACCAACCGGAGACGAAGGCCGAGGAGGUGGUGGUCAGGGAUGCGGACACGGCUGCUGUGGUGCAGGAACCGGAGGCAAAGGGUGAGGUGUCACGGUCUCGUGAGCCAGCUGCUGCGCAGACUACAGAGGUGGUACGCGGACCGGCAGUGGCGGUGACUGCUUCAGGGCAUCGGGCAAAAUGGUGGAAUUGCUGUGGGAUUUUGGAAGUCUUUGCUGGUUCAGAGAGAUAG